This is a messenger RNA of Ambispora gerdemannii, 960 nucleotides long. NCBI's taxonomy places the organism in Eukaryota, Fungi, Glomeromycota, Glomeromycetes, Archaeosporales, Ambisporaceae. The record is from the annotation of a GenBank genome assembly.
AUGGCGAAUCCCAAUUUCUAUAAUACAGUAGAUGUAGACUUUAAUCCCUUUAAUCCUUUUCAUCAUCCAAUAUUAAUUCUUUCAACAAUAAACCGCGAAGAAGAAAUCAAGGUUUGCAAACAUGAACUGCCACUGGAGAUGUUGCAAGAAAAAGAAUUAAUUGCUCAAGGCAAAGAUAUAAGUCGAAAACAAGUCAACUCAUCUCUUUUAUAUAGAUGGAUUUGUGAAAGGUCUAAAAAGAAAAAACGUGGUGACUGGUUCUGCAACAUUCAAAAUUGCAUUUUGAAUACAAAGUCUAUGUCACCAGUAUUAGCAAAAACUUGGCCAAAGCUCCCCGAGCCCUUCAAAAACAUUUUCAGAGAACUUUAUGAAAAUCUAAAAAUAGAACGUUCGAGACCACAGGAGAAAUUUAUAUUUAUAUUUGAUGAACAAAGUUUGCAUAAUUCACCGAGUAUUACCGCGGCCACGAACACAAACAAUAAUCAUGGAGAUUUCGCGCCCUCUAAUUUAAAUGGUUUACAGUUGGGCCCCCAUUUAUUAAAUGGUCAAUAUAACAUCAUUGAUAAUUACAGUAAUAUUGCAACUAUGUAUACAAACCAAAAUCAUAGUAAUUUGUCAUCCCACUUGGAUGGCAUGCCCUCUAAUUUAAAUGAUUUACAGCUGGCCUCUAAUUUGCAAAAUAACAAUUGGACCUCUUACGAUGAUUGUUCGAUCCAUGAGGACGGUGCACCCUCUAAUUUAGAUUGGAUCAUUGAUGCUUACAAUAAUCAUGGUUAUUUGUUAAAUAAUUCGGAUGGUGCACUCUCUAAUUUAGAUGAAUCGCCCUCUACUUUAGUUGAUCCACAGUUGGCCAUCAGUUUGCAAAAUAGCAAUCGGAUCUCUUACGAUAACUCAUCUAAUAUUACUGACUAUAAUAAUCACGGUGAUUCAUUGAUUGCUCCGGGUGCACCCUCUAUUUAA